This is a messenger RNA of Lepisosteus oculatus (spotted gar), 1982 nucleotides long. RefSeq names its product cytochrome P450 4V2. The record is from RefSeq and is a predicted model, not a curated record. NCBI's taxonomy places the organism in Eukaryota, Metazoa, Chordata, Actinopteri, Semionotiformes, Lepisosteidae. Gene Ontology annotation, molecular function: monooxygenase activity; iron ion binding; heme binding.
AACGGGGCUUCUAAGCUGAUACGGCCGGCGGCACGCUUUGCGCAGGGUAAACCCCUUUAGCCGAGCGCGCUGACGAAUUCGAUGACAGCGUAGCUGUACCGUAGCUCUGCACAAAAAAAAGAACACGCAGAUAAAUGUCCGCAUAGCUUCCUUACCCACGAAAGAGUUACUGUAUAAAGCCCAGAGAUUCGGUCCUGGCCUCUCCCACAUUUGCGUCGUGUGCAGAAACAGUUCCUGUAACUGUUCGUGGGGCGUCACUACCAGAACGGAGAUGGCAGUCGAGAUCAGCGGGCUGCUGCUCGGCUCCGCAGUGGGUACCCUCUUCCUAGCCCUUUUAACUUAUAAGUUACUCGGCAGCUACGUGCGAAAAUGGAGGCAGAUGAAACCCAUUCCUGGGUUUAGCCCUACUUACCCCAUCGUAGGCAACGCACUUCAUUUAAAAAGAAACGGAGGAGAUUUCUUUAGCCAGCUGAUUGAAUUUACAGCUGAACGCAGAAAUGAACCCUUGCUGAAACUAUGGAUUGGGCCAAUACCUUUUGUCAUUCUGUACCACGCAGAAAAUAUAGAGAUGAUACUGAGCAGUUCAAGGCACAUAGAUAAAGCCUAUGCUUACAAAUUUUUACACCCCUGGCUUGGCACAGGCUUGUUAACGAGCACUGGAGAUAAAUGGCGUUCAAGGAGAAAGUUGUUAACUCCAACAUUUCACUUCUCAAUCUUGACGGAGUUUCUAGAAGUGAUGAAUGAGCAGUCAGUUGUGUUGGUUAAGAAACUGGAGAAGCAUGCUGGCCAGGGAUAUUUUAACUGCUUUAAUCACAUCACUCUCUGUGCAUUGGAUAUUAUAUGUGAAACUGCAAUGGGCAAGACAGUCUGUGCACAGAGUAACUCUGACUCUGAGUACGUCCGAAGUGUUUACAAGAUGAGCGACAUCAUUCACCGCAGACAGAAGAUGCCAUGGUUAUGGUUAGAUUUCGUCUAUUACAUGUUUGGUGAAGGAAAGGAGCAUGACAGGAACCUGGAAAUUUUACAUUCCUUCACAAAGAGUGUGAUUGCAGAGAGGGCACGCAGCUUAGAAAACCCUGAGGAGGAACCCAAAACCUCUGACAGCGAGCGAGGUCAGAAAUCGGGAAGGAAAAGGAGAGCUUUCCUAGACCUGCUCCUGAGCACCACUGAUGAGCAUGGAAAGAGGCUGAGCCAUGAAGAUAUCCAAGAGGAAGUCGACACUUUCAUGUUUGAGGGUCACGACACAACAGCAGCUGCGAUGAACUGGGUCCUGUACUUGCUGGGCUGUCAUCCAGAGGAGCAGAGGAAGGUCCAGGAGGAGCUGGAUGAGGUUUUUGGAGCCUCUGACCGCCACGUCACAGCAGAUGACCUGAAGAAGCUGCGGUACCUUGAGUGUGCCAUAAAGGAGUCCCUGCGCUUGUUCCCCUCUGUUCCUUUCUUCGCCCGCAGCAUUUGUGAAGACUGUCACAUCAAUGGCUUUAAAGUGCCCAAAGGAGCCAAUGCUGUGAUCAUCCCAUUUUCUCUCCACCGUGACCCUCGCUACUUCCCAGAUCCUGAAGAAUUCCACCCAGAGAGGUUUCUCCCGGAGAAUUCUUCCAACAGGCAUCCCUAUGCAUUUAUCCCAUUCUCUGCAGGACUGAGGAACUGCAUCGGUCAGCGCUUUGCCUUGAUGGAGGAGAAGGUUGUCCUCUCUGCAGUGCUACGCCGUUUCCAGAUCGAGUCCUCCCAGAAACGAGAGGAACUGCAACUUCUGGGAGAGCUCAUCCUUCGUCCGGAGAAGGGAAUUUGGAUUAAGCUUCAAAAGAGAAGAUAGGAACUGUACAAUGAUGGUUGGGGAAUAAAACUAAAUUCCUCCUAGUAUAUAAACCUCGUCAGUGCUCUUUAUUUCUUUUACUAAAACAAUGUUCUAUUUCUGCGUGGUGGUUAAAUAAAUUAGGAUAGUAUUUUUAGAAUGAUGUAAAAUGGCCUGAAGUAGAGAAAUG